GCCUCUGAACAUCUCUCAGCAGCAGCAGCAACAACAGCAGCAGCAGCAGGAGUGUGGAGUAGCAGCAGCAGCAAGAGAAGCAGCAACAACAGCAGCAGCAAUAGAAGCAGCAGCAGCAAGAAGAAGAAGAGAGAGGGAGGAGGAUGAGGAGGAGCUGAGCUGUGCGAAUCGUCGCCGUUUCGCAGCAGCAGCAGGAGCAGCAGCAUCAGCAGCAUCAUCAGCAUCAGGAGGAGUGUGGAGUAGCAGCAGCAGCAGCAACAACAGCAAACAGCAGCAGGAGGAAGAAGAAGAGAGAGAGAGAAGGAGGAGGAGCUGUGUGAGUCGCUGUUUCGCAGCACCACCACCACCACUGCUUGUGGUGCUUGUGGUGACGCUGCUGCUGCUUGGCAGGGCUCGCCAUGGCGAGCUGCCAACAGCAGCGGCCACGGCGGCUCCCAAACCUCCUCCUCCUCCUCCCCACCACCACGGGGAUCCCACCACCACCACCGCUGCUGCUGCUGUUGAGACACAUGCUGCUACUGCUGCUGCUUCGGACAGGGCCGUGUGGCAGCGUGGCGGAGACGCGGCAGUGCGUUUACUACAACGGCUCGCUGGGCUGGGACGGGGAGGCGGCCGUGGCCUCAGAGCUAUGUGAUGGCGAGCGGGACAAGCGCCAGCACUGCUACGCCACCUGGCGCAACUCCUCCGGCACCGUGCGGCUGGAGCGCCGCGGCUGUUGGCUCGACGACUUCAACUGCUACGACCGGACGGAGUGUGUGGAGACCACCGAAAACCCGAUGGUGUUUUUCUGUUGCUGCAACGGAGAUUUCUGCAAUGGAAACUUCAAGUACCAGCCCUCGUUUCAGCUCCCCAUUGAAGAUUCCAAGAAGCCUCCGGAGCCGCCCCCGCUGGGCAACGUGCUGCUCUACAGCAUGGUGCCGCUGCUGGGCGUCUCCCUGCUGCUGCUGCUCGCGUUCUGGCUCUACCGCCACCACGGGCUGCCCUACGCCCACCACGAGGUGCCCACGCAGGAGGAUGUGGAGGCGGCCCCCGCCUCUCCCCUCCUGGGCCUCAAGCCUCUGCAACUGUUGGAGCUGCAGGCCCGCGGGCGAUUCGGCUGCGUCUACCGUGCCCAGCUGCCCGGCCAGGAAGUGGCCGUCAAAGUUUUCCCCCCCGAGCACAAGGCGUCGUGGCAGAACGAAGUGGCCAUGUUCACCGCGGCCGGCAUGAAGCACGAGAACUUGCUGCAGUUCCUGGCGGCUGAGAGGCGUGGCACGGGCCUGGACUUCGAGUUCUGGAUCAUCACCCUCUUUCAGCACAAGGGCUCGGUGGGCGACUACCUCAAGGGCAACGUGGUGACGUGGAGCGAGAUGUGCCACAUCGCCGAGACGAUGGCACGCGGACUCUCCUUCCUGCACGAGGAGGGCCCCGACCUCAAGCCGGCCAUCGCUCACAGGGAUUUCAAGAGCAAGAAUGUGCUGCUCAAGAGCGACCUGACAGCAUGCGUCGCCGACCUUGGCCUGGCCGUCAAGUUUGAGCCUGGCAAACCACCCGGGGACAUGCACGGCCAGGUGGGCACGCGCAGGUACAUGGCCCCCGAGGUGCUGGAAGGGGCCAUCAACUUCCAGCGAGACGCCUUCCUGCGUAUUGACAUGUACGCCGUGGGGCUCGUGAUGUGGGAGCUCGUGUCCAGGUGCACCGUGGCCGACGGCCCGGUCGGGGACUACCGCAUGCCGUUUGAGGACGAGGCGGGACAGCAUCCGUCGCUGGAAGACAUGCAGGAGGUGGUCGUCAACAAGAAGCAGAGGCCCGUGCUUCGUGACUGCUGGAGGAAACAUCCUGGCCUGUCCCAGCUGUGCGAGACGGUGGAGGAAUGCUGGGACCACGACGCCGAGGCUCGGCUCUCGGCCGGCUGCGUGGUCGAGAGGGUGUGCCACGCGCGCCGUGUCGCAGAAGCUUCCGGCGUCGCCACCACCACUACCUCCACCAGCAGCACCAGCAGCAGCAGCAGCAGCGCCGGCGAUGCCACCAUCACAAUCAUGGUUCCCUCGGCGUCACCUCCGAAUCCUGAACUGCUGCCCGGCGCCGCGAGAGAAUCCAGCCUCUGAGCCCAAGCCGCGCCGUCGUAGCGUCAAACCGGGCGGCACGAGCAACACGCGGGAACUGUAAACACUCGGGCACCGGUCAUCGGGAGCAAGGGGGAGCAGUGAAGAACGUGGGGACAAUCGGCGCGCAGGUAGCCGCCGGUGUGCGCUGGUUGCUGCGUCUGUCGGAGUCUCAAUUGCUAGAGAGUGGGGGGGACUCCAGGCUGGGUGACCAUUGUGAUCUGAAGGUGCUCAGCGUUUGUGGCUGUGCAAAAAAAAAAGAGAGUCAUUGACUCGCGUUUGCGUCCGUGCACCGCCUGUGCAAAUGGGGCGCAAAGUAUUCCGACCGUAGAGAAGUGACGGUGUGUCGAGUACACAUUGGCAGUGCUGUUCGAAAAUCUUGAUUGGACCACGCUUUGGAGGUGCAUCAUAUAAGCGGCCACAGGAAGCGAUUUAAGAUGCGCUGCGACUCCAACACGCCACAGUGCACCCGAAGCAAGUCAUUCGCAGAUGGACUCUGUGUUCUUCACUAAAAAACAUGAAUGUACUGCUUUGAAAGUCAGAUACUGCGUUUUAACGUUACUCCUCAACUGUGCAUCGAAAUGAGUUUUUUUCAGGACACUUGCUUUCCUUUUACAGAUAAGUGCUCAUUGGCAACGGUGUGUGCUCUAGCUACAGACAUGAAUUCAUUAACGAACGACUUCAUGAACGACUUGAAGACAACCGAAGGGAAAAAAGACGCCACUGCCAAACAGAAAUCAUGAGCUCCACUGCAAGAAUUACAAUACUUCUGGUGUUGGUGUCAGCAUGCAUGAUGCUAUUGCUGUAACAAAUCAGCAGGGACACCAUCAAUAAUAUAAGCCAUCUGUUCAGCCAAAAAAAAAGCAUUAUAAACAGGUACAAGUUCAUAAUUUUUUACUCCAGUACAGCUGUAAUGUGCUCACCACCUCCGCCACUUGCGAGGUUCCCUCCCACAUCGUGCCGUACGCUGUGUGGAGCCUUCAAACCUCCGCAUGCCAUUUCAUCUCAGGAAAAAAAAAAUGAUUCUCGUCGCUUGGGGUACCGUUGGUCUUUGUGAGCUGCAGUCCUGGAUUGAGCGUGCAAGGGAGCGCCCGGGUAGGCGGUCGGUAGGCGGUCGGCAAGCGGAUCGCAGGUCUCACGAGCCGCCGACCCCAUCUCGGCCACGCCGCAUUUAUUUUGUUUUCAUCGGUGGCCCGUUGUCUCGGAGCAGUCGUCGGGUUUUCAGUUGGGAGUUGAACUCCGGCCGCUGCUCGAGGCUGUCAGGCUGGUGUUUAUGACGAGCGCAGUGCAGGCGAGAGACGUCAACGAUGUUGUUCAGGAGCGAGCGUUGCUGGCGCAGGCAAAGUGAAUGCUUCGGUAGGCGGCGAUUGCUCCUUUGCAGAAAUGGCGUAUCUGCGAGGAGAACCUGCCUUGGUUUGAGUUUUUCAUUUUUUUUAUGCUGUCUCUGAAUAAAUCGUGGAGCCUCUGCAACUCUUAACACUUCCUACCAAAUAGAGUCUGAUAGGGCAGUGCAGCAUUUAAAGAAAGAAAAGGUGUGAUUCAUGUGAAUACAAACAAAAUGCCCGUUGCUGUCUCUUGUGAAACGGCAGGCGUGUGGCUUGUGCUGUGAGACUGGAUUAAAGAGUAGGCGACGUUCUCAAAGAACAUGCCUUCUGCUGUAUCAAUGCCGCGCAGCAAAAAAUAUAUAUAUACCGGUAAUUGCACCGAUCGAAACAUGAAGCCGUGAUUAUUGCGAUGUCAGGUGCUUUAACUGAACUGCGUGCAUUGGCUCCCAGGCUCAAGUGACGUCUGAAAAACCUGUUACAACUCCCCAUCACUGUGCCUACGAUUUGAAAUUGUUGCGCCCCCCCUUUUUGAGUUCGGAUGAAAAAAAAAAUCAACCGUAAUGUGAAUAUUUUAUCGAGGUGAUUUUUCUUUCAUUGUCGUUGUUAAAUUAUUCUUUAGUCCGGGUGACCACCCACCCUUCGUUCCGCCAUGGAGCGUAUCGCCGGCCUCUUGUCAAGCCACCGAAUGUCAAUGCUGCUUUGGAAACUUCCACAGGGUCACUGAGGUCAAACAGGGCACUUCACACUCAACCGCCACCUCUUCACAACCAGAUAUACCUCAUUUUUUUAAAGUUUAUAUUUAAAAUACCUGUAUUUUAGUACUUUAUGCCGUUUUGUCCGACCUUAUUCUGUUUUUAUCGAUACUGUACAGUUUUUAGUUCCAGGUUUUUACCGAGUACAGUAUACCUGUUGAGAAAGUACAAUUCACGGCGGGAUUUGCUUUCCGUAUUUGUUGUCAUUAUUUUCGAGAGAGUGAGUUAUUGUUUUUGUUCAGGUCGUCUAAAUUUUUAAAGCUUCCUGACCAUCUCUCCCCCCUCUGUUCACCUGUGAUUUACCCAUGGCCUUCCGCCCCAGGUCGUUAUUGAAGUUUUUCUGUGCGUUCACCUGCCCGGCCAGGUCGCCGUGCGGCGGUGGUCAUUGACUGUUCAGGGGUGUUGUGUACUGCGCACCACGUGCACUCACACAACGGAACACACACGCACACACACCCCCUUACACCGAGAGAACAUUUGGCAGAAUGUUCAGCCCUUGCCUGCAAAGGUUCAUGGUCGACACUGAAUUCGCCGAUCGUUAUUCAGGAGUCUUAAGCGAGUGUAUCAAAGCGACACAGUUUCGUUGAUUUUUGUUGUUUCGUUUCAAUUUUGUGGAAUGCAUAUAUUUUACGUGUAUAAACAAAGUAGUCGUGUAAGCAAAUUAAACUAAUUAAAGUAUGAAAGUUAAUGUAACCUUGUUUUGAAAUGGACAACACGUAUAUAUGGUGACAUGUUAAAUGUUAAUGAUAGUGAAUAUCUAAACUGUAACUUGCCAAGAGGUUUUGUUUUGGAAUAGACAGCUGUGGUUAAAGUGAAUGUCGAAGGACCCUUUGCAGACUGUGGAUAUUUUCAUUCGUGCUCUGCUGGCAUGCAGAUGCAGGUGUCUUGAUCAUUUCAAACCCUAAAAGGUGUAUGCCUGUGUACAGUGAAUUGUUUUUACUUUCUUAAAAAAAUUCUUGCAAUACCUCAGGCAGGUAAAUAGCAUUUGUAUCUUUGUAUGUAAAGUUAAUUGACGGCGCUGGUAGUUUGUACUCGUGUCGCUAUCGAGGCAGAAGUUGUGCUACUGAUGUUCUUGUAGAUAAAUCGAUGUCAUGGUGUACUUUGUCAGUUAGAUAUCAGAAACCUCCCGUCACGGAGAGCCUCGGUCGUAUGGCGACUCCUCUUGGCGAACGGACGAGUCCACGGGGUGACCCUGGUGGUCGAUAAUUACGCGACACGGCCCUCCGUCUCCAACGGGAACGCUUCUCGUUGGCAUCACGGUGUGCCUGCCGUGUAACGAGGAUGGCACUUCGAUUCACCCUCAAGCCCCGCACCCUCGUGUGGAUUGCUCCGAUUGCCGCUUUAAUCAACCUAACGCGGAGAACUCUUAGAGGAGUUAUUCAAUUGAUUAAAAAGUCUGCUCCCUUGCUUAAAUGAGCAAUGGGGGAGUGGGUGGAGUGCUUUUUUCCACUUGCCCCGAGCCAUUUGUGCAAAUGCCACCUUCCCAUAGUGAAAUCCAAUAUCUGUAUUCCGUAGCAUGACCACUAUUGACUUCUCACGAAAGUUGAUGUGAACUUCAUCAACCCCAGAUGGAUGACUGGCUAAGUUAACCCCCCCCCCUUCCCAACCAUGAAUUAAACUCACACCUCUACGAUGAGUUGAGAGAAUGAGUCGAGCACUAUCCUCCACUGCACAGGCAGGUGCCACCCCCCCCCCCCCCACCGAGGAUUAUUUAUCUCGUGCCCUGCGCGCCAGCAGUCGGGGUGGUUGUAAAUGGAGAACACUCGCCAACUAUUUCCGUCCGCUGCGUGCGAGGUGGAGCAACACGCUUAGUGCUCAGUGACGGGGAACAUUUACAACUGAUUGAUGCAAAUAGACGUUAACGUUACAAUGGACGGUGCAAAUCAACAUUGCAUUCUAACAACAAAGUUGACGGCGGACAAUUAGAAAACCCUUAACUCAGUGUUUUGAAAAUGUAGUGCGUAUUAAAUGAUAUCGGUUGUGCACACGUCCGCAUAACAAAGCGUGCGCAACGGUAAAUCAAAUACGCGAAUAAGCAACAUUUAUAUUCUGCCUGGAUUUAUAAAACUUGCUUUCGCCCAGCUGGAGUCUAACCAGGUGGCAACAGCACAAUGUGUGCUGUCACUUCAGUGGAACGGACGAUGCCGCCAGGGGUGAGACAUCAAGCCAGAUUGUUGUCGGUCACUGCUGAGUGGCAUCCGACGAGGACCUCGACAAACUCCGCUGUCGUAACCCUGUUCAAUCAUCGGAAUAGCGCGUGUGGUGCUAUGCAGUGGUAUAGCAAAAAAACGCAUCUGGACAUGUUGCACCGGGUUUUAUGGGAAAGUGUCAGGUCCUCCACCUUUCCGUCAGCAUGGGCCUUCAUUUCCAGGAUUGGCCCCUUUAAAAGUGGAUUUAUCGCCAAGGUUUUUUGGUUCAUUGAAACCUCUUGCAAAGGCCCUCUGCGCUCUUUUAGAACACAGCAAGAGAAUGGACGGGGAAGGGAUUUCAACAGAUUCCAAAUCAAACUGUAUGAGGGGUGUCGGUAAAGCUGUGUUAAAUUGUAAAAAAAAAAAUCAGCCCACGUUAUGGCUGUACACCACUCACUUUGGCCCAAUAUUUAUUUUUUUCUCCAACGGGGAGCACGAAAAGUUGCCGUUAUCAUCGCCUAUUCUCAACAUAGGCACGUCUCCAAUUAGGGAGUCCAUUCUUAAUUUUGGAGCUUUCGUGACCGCAGGAAUUACUCUUUGGUUCUUUCGGUAAAGUCACGUAUAAAGAUAAAAUAAUAAAUUAAAUAAUAGCAUACGGGUGUCCAUAUUUGCUUUUGAAAUCAAAAUCUGGAUUGGAGCGUUGCUGUGCCGCAUGCAACGGUGCGACUGUUCCCACUCAAGCGAGCCUCUCCCUGGAACGCGUUACACCACAUCGGUGUUGGUGUUGCCAGGUUGAGAGUAAAAGUCGGUGGAGUAAAAGCCCUAGAUACACGGAUUUUGCUGGGGAAAUAACCUCUAGCUCUCAAAAGCCUUUAAAAGGACAUCAUCGGCUCAAAAUAAGCAGUCCAAUAAACAAAGUCACGAUUGCAGUAUUUACUUGGAGAUACGAGGGGUGUUAAAAGCCCUCGACAAGAAAAUUUAUCUUUAGAUUUUUACACCUCUUUCUCAACAUAAUCCACGUGGAUACAUUUUUCCCCAUCCAUGUUAAAGCCUCAGAAUAUCCUCAUCAUAAAUUAUGGUUCUUGAGCCAGUUACCAACAGUUGAUGUCUGUAUGUAUGUACUAUUGAACUUCUUUCGCGCCGUACGUAGCCAAUCGUGCUAAAUCGGAGGUGCGGGGGAAAGGACGACAAACCAAACACAAAAAGUAGUUCUUGAUCAAUUCGUUUUCAAUCUCGAUUUAAACGUGCUUGGCUGAAGUGGCUUCCUCAUAUCGGAAGAACAUUCCAAACGGCCACAAGUACAACUGAAAGCGCGCGAUGCAGUGACCAUCUUUGUUCGAUGACUAGCCAAAAGCCGCAGCGAUGAUAACCGGAGUUCGCGUGAUUUCUCCUUUAUCUAAGCUGAACCACGGGCCGGCGUAGUAUUUCCAUGAUUGUGUACAUGGUCCAGGUAAUUAGCUCUUAAUAAUGGCCUGUGGCGUCCCUAAAUAGAGACGCCGUGAAGUUGGAGAUUUCGUAGUUUCCA
Messenger RNA from Lethenteron reissneri (Far Eastern brook lamprey), 7815 nucleotides. Its product is annotated as activin receptor type-2B-like. Gene Ontology annotation, biological process: cellular response to growth factor stimulus; protein phosphorylation; activin receptor signaling pathway. Gene Ontology annotation, cellular component: activin receptor complex; plasma membrane. The record is from RefSeq and is a predicted model, not a curated record. Gene Ontology annotation, molecular function: activin receptor activity; ATP binding; activin binding. Lineage: Eukaryota; Metazoa; Chordata; Hyperoartia; Petromyzontiformes; Petromyzontidae.